Messenger RNA from Otolemur garnettii (small-eared galago), 1346 nucleotides. RefSeq names its product general transcription factor IIH subunit 2 (gene GTF2H2). Gene Ontology annotation, molecular function: zinc ion binding. Bases 87 to 1274 code for a protein of 395 amino acids. The record is from RefSeq and is a predicted model, not a curated record. Lineage: Eukaryota; Metazoa; Chordata; Mammalia; Primates; Galagidae. Gene Ontology annotation, biological process: DNA-templated transcription; regulation of transcription by RNA polymerase II; nucleotide-excision repair. The transcript is spliced from 16 exons. Gene Ontology annotation, cellular component: transcription factor TFIIH core complex; transcription factor TFIIH holo complex.
UUUCGAGGCGGGGGACGAAGCGGAAUUGCUCCACCUGGCCUCCUGGGGAAGGAGGAUUAUUGAAUAAUAAAAUCCAUUUCUCAAAAAUGGAUGAAGAACCUGAAAGAACUAAAAGAUGGGAAGGAGGCUAUGAACGAACAUGGGAGAUCCUUAAAGAAGAUGAGUCUGGCUCACUUAAAGCUACAAUAGAAGACAUUCUAUUCAAGGCAAAGAGAAAAAGAGUGUUUGAGCACCAUGGACAAGUUCGACUUGGAAUGAUGCGCCACCUUUAUGUGGUAGUAGAUGGAUCAAGAACAAUGGAAGACCAAGAUUUAAAGCCCAAUAGACUGACAUGUACUUUAAAGUUGUUGGAAUACUUUGUAGAGGAAUAUUUCGAUCAAAAUCCAAUUAGUCAGAUUGGAAUAAUUGUAACUAAGAGUAAAAGAGCUGAAAAACUGACUGAACUCUCAGGAAACCCGAGGAAGCACAUAGCAUCCCUGAAGAAAGCUGUAGAUAUGACCUGCCAUGGGGAACCAUCUCUGUAUAAUUCUUUAAGCAUAGCUAUGCAAACUCUAAAGCACAUGCCUGGACACACAAGUAGAGAAGUCCUAAUCAUCUUUAGUAGCCUUACGACUUGUGAUCCAUCUAAUAUUUAUGACCUAAUCAAGACCCUAAAGGCAGCUAAAAUUAGAGUGUCUAUUAUCGGAUUGUCUGCAGAGGUUCGGGUGUGCACUGUACUUGCUCGUGAAACUGGUGGCACAUACCAUGUUAUUUUAGAUGAAAGCCAUUACAAAGAAUUGCUAACACAUUAUGUUAGUCCUCCACCUGCCAGCUCGAAUUCUGAAUGCUCACUUAUUCGUAUGGGAUUUCCUCAGCACACCAUUGCUUCUUUGUCUGAUCAAGAUGCAAAACCCUCUUUCAGCAUGGCGCAUUUGGAUAGCAAUUCUGAGCCAGGGCUUACAUUAGGAGGCUACUUCUGUCCACAGUGUCGGGCAAAGUACUGUGAGCUACCUGUUGAAUGUAAAGUCUGUGGUCUUACUUUGGUGUCAGCUCCCCAUUUGGCACGGUCUUACCAUCAUUUAUUUCCUUUGGAUGCUUUUCAAGAAAUUCCCCUAGAAGAACAUCAUGGAGAAAGGUUUUGUUAUGGAUGCCAGGGGGACUUGAAAGACCAACACGUCUAUGUUUGCAAUGCGUGCCAAAAUGUUUUCUGUGUGGACUGUGAUGUUUUUGUUCAUGAUUCUCUACACUGUUGUCCUGGCUGUAUUCAUAAGAUUCCAGGUCCUUCAGGUAUUUGAUUCCUGCAUGUAGUAGACAUGGCACAUGUUAAAAAAAAAGUUGGAACUGUAAACAAAAUGAUUCUUUAGAAG